Molecule: messenger RNA, 822 nt
Organism: Cucumis melo (muskmelon)
Lineage: Eukaryota; Viridiplantae; Streptophyta; Magnoliopsida; Cucurbitales; Cucurbitaceae
Product: threonine synthase, chloroplastic-like
Exons: 1
Coding region: 1-822 (273 amino acids)
Biological process (GO): amino acid metabolic process
Molecular function (GO): pyridoxal phosphate binding
Source: RefSeq, a predicted model, not a curated record
AUGGCUACCUCCUCCCUCUUCAACCCCACCAUUUCUUUCCCUUCUCGCAACCCCAAGCUUCAAUCCACCCCAAAAUUCCGCAACCCCAUUCUCAGAAUCCCUAAAGCUACCUCUGAUUCCUCCCCCUCUCCACCAACUGACGGCUCUCCCCCAUUGUCCACUCUCAAGAACCGUCGUUCUGCCGACGAGAACAUCAAAGAUGAAGCCCGUCGCCACUGUGCAGCCUCCGGAGAAGAUCGGAGCAAAUUCUCGGCCAAGUACGUCCCUUUUAACGCUAGCCUCGACUCCACUGAGUGCUACUCUCUCGACGAGAUCGUUUACCGAAGUCGAUCUGGUGGGUUACUCGACAUUCAACACGACAUGGAGGCAUUGAAGAAAUAUGACGGCGCCUAUUGGCGAAACCUCUUCGAUUCGCGCGUGGGGAAAACUACGUGGCCUUAUGGUUCCGGCGUUUGGAGUAAGAAGGAAUGGGUGUUGCCGGAGAUCGAUCCUGACGAUAUUGUAGGCGCUUUCAAAGGUAACUCAAACUUGUUUUGGGCUGAGCGUUUUGGCAAACAGUUUCUGGGUAUGAAUGAUUUAUGGGUUAAACAUUGUGGGAUUAGCCAUACUGGGAGUUUCAAGGAUUUGGGUAUGACUGUUUUGGUUAGCCAAGUGAAUCGGUUAAGGUAUGACUGUUUUGGCAAACACUUUCUUGUGAGAGGAACACCUUGUACAGUGUUCACAAAAUCUAACGAACCCAAGUUUGUGGAACAAAGAAAACUUCAACAAAUUUAUAAUAGGAAGAAAGUUUUAUGGAAGAAAAAUGUUUAUGAGAAAGGUUAA